AUGUCUCACGAACUAAGAGUGCUUGUGAAACGUGAAAAACAGUUGAACAACAUCAUUGAAUCGAUCGAAAAAUUUGUGGAAAACUUUCAUCCAGAAACUGAUCAACGACAAAUCAGUGUGCGAUUAGAAAAACUAGAAAAUACUUGCAAAGAGUUCUAUGAUGUGCGCGGUAAAAUUGAAUUACUUAUCGAAGAGGCGAUGGAAGAAGAAUCGGUGGAUGGUGCUGCUAGAGGAAAAGGAGAAGAUCGAACGGAUGACCAGUCGAGAGAGGACGCAAAUAAUCUUUUAUUGCAACAAUUUGAUGAUAAGUUCUGUAUGCUGAAGGCGGAAUUGUUGGAGUUGCAGUUUAGAGAUCUUCCACAUAAUUUCACCGAACAUUUGACUCGACCCUCUCCAACUUUUUCAAAAGUUAAACUACCAGAAAUUCGUUUACCAACUUUUGGAGGGAAGGUCAAUGAAUGGGUCGUUUUUAGGGAUUCUUUUCACAGUUUGAUCGAUCAGAAUUCUGAACUUACAGAAAUGGAUAAAUUUACCUAUCUUCGUGCUGCCUUAUCUAGUGAUGCUUUGCAAGAGAUCAAUAAUAUUGAACUCUCUGCCGCUAAUUAUACUUUGGCAUGGAAUGCGCUUCAAGACCGAUAUGAAAAUAAGAAAAUCAUUGCAAAAUCUUAUUUAGAUGCCUUGUUUUCUAUCGAACCUUUGAAAAGAGAAAGCUUCGAGGGUCUCAAUCGUUUGAUUAACGAUUUCGAGAAAAAUGUGCAGAUGUUAGAUAAGAUCGGCGAAGAAACGAAAGGUUGGAGCACACUGCUCGCCCAUAUGAUUUGUUCUAGACUUGAUGCAUCUACAUUACGUCAUUGGGAAACCAAGCAUGCGACGAAAGAGGUUCCUGCUUAUAUUCCACUCAUGCAGUUUUUGAAGAGUCAAUGCGCUGUCCUUCAAUCUAUCGGUCCGCAAAAGAAUUCAAGUCCACACAUUGAUCAACGUCUCCAGAAGUCAUCGGUUUGCCACACUAUGGUCAAGUCGUCAGGAACAUGUCCGUUCUACAGUGAAUCCUGGCACUCUGCAUUUCAAUGUGGUCGUUUUCAGAGGAUGAAGUUGGUUGAACGAAACGAAGCUGUCGUCAAGGCCAGGUUGUGUCGUAAUUGUCUGCAUUGGGGACAUUUGGCUCGAAACUGCGAUAGAGGAAGCUGUCAUCAGUGCCAUCAACGGCACCACACCUUGCUGCAUCCACAGGUAAGAUCCUCCGGAACGUUCGCGCCGAGACCGAACCAAUCAGGCAUUCCGUUACCAAGAAACCACCGAGCAUCUCAACCGAAACCGCAGAUCACCAAUCCGACAUCACACACUAACACUUCCCAGCCAGUAAGCUCACAAAAUUCUUCCACACCAAAUAGUAACACAUCAGCCACACCCCAUACGAGCCAAACAUACAUUACACUCCCUAUCACACCUUCGCAAAAUAUUAUUCUAUCCACGGCGAUUAUUAAUAUCAAUGAUAAUCAAGGAAAUCCAGUACCAGCUCGUGCUUUACUGGAUUCCUGUUCUCAAAACUGUCUUAUGACGUCGAAUUUUGCGAAGAAAUUAAGGAUCCGAGAAACUUCAGCACAUCUAUCGAUCCGAGGAAUUGGGUCAUCUGAAGCGGUUUCUACACGAGUGGUGCGGGCAGAAGUAGCAGCAAGAUGUCCCACAAUUUCACCCUACUCCGAGGAAAUGAGCUUCCACGUGCUACCAAAACUAACCGUUGCAUUACCAACAUCAUCGUUCGAGCCUAGUCAGCUUAUGUUACCAGAAUCAACGGUCUCGGCCGAUCCAUCGUUCUUCCGAUCAAAUCCUGUCGACGUCAUAAUCGGAGCCGAGUUUUAUUUCGAUCUGCUGACUGAGGGCAGAUUGAAGAUAGCUGAAACAGGACCAACGCUACAAAACAGCGUGUUCGGAUGGAUCGUCUCAGGACGCAUUCCGAACUGUGACCCAAGGGGGCAGUUUUCAUCUUCCUACGUGAUAUCCAUCGUCGAUAUACAAGACCAACUGACAAAGUUUUGGGAGCUGGAAACUUGUCGUACAAAAAGUGUUUUCUCCAUCGAAGAAACGAUGUGCGAGGAAAUCUUCGAUGCAACAACAACAACAGACAGCAGUGGACGAUAUGUGGUCAGCCUUCCCAAGAAAACCUUCAUGUUGAGCCGUUUAGGCGACUCACGUGCAGCGGCGGAGAAACGGUUUGCAAGUCUUGAACACAAAUUAGCACGGAACGAGGAGUUGAAGUUAGCGUAUGUGGAGUUCAUGCGAGAAUUCAUUUCACUUGGUCACAUGCGAGAAGUCGUUUGUGACACAGCCGUCAACCCAUAUUAUAUGCCUCAUCAUGCCGUAUUGAAGCCAGAAAGCACGACGACAAAGCUGCGGGUGGUUUUUGAUGCGUCGUGUGCAUCAUCGACUGGAGUGUCAUUGAAUGACGCCUUACUUGUCGGUCCAGUCAUUCAAGAUGAGUUGAUCGACAUUGUUCUACGUUUCCGGUUACAUCGGUUGGCGAUUGUGGCAGACAUUGCCAAAAUGUACCGAAUGAUUCGAGUCCAGGAAGAAGAUUGUCAAUUACAACGUGUUUUGUGGAGAGAAAAUGCGAAAGAUCCUUUAAAAUCAUUUGAAAUGACAACGGUCACCUACGGUACAGCAAGUGCACCGUAUCUUGCUACAAAGUGUCUGCAGCGGUUAAGCGUAGAGGCCGAGAAGGAGCAUCCCGAAUCGGCGAAGAUUAUUUCAAAGGACUUUUACAUGGACGAUAUGCUUACUGGGGUUGCUACAGUAGAAGAAGGCCGAGUUCUGAUUUCCAACUUGGUGAAGUUGAUGGAAAGCAGAGGGUUUCAGUUGAGGAAGUUUAACUCCAACUGUCGAGAGAUUUUGGAUGAUUUGCCAGAGGAACUCCGUGAUGAGAAGGCUUUGCUCGAGAUCGAUAACGCCGCUGUCAAAACGCUUGGUCUGGUUUGGGAACCAGCAACAGAUUAUUUCCAAUUCAGAUCACCGAAAUGGAAUUCAUCAACGAUCAUCACGAAGCGGGUAGUGCUUUCUGACGUCGCUCGAAUUUUCGAUCCGCUUGGUCUAGUUGGCCCAGUCGUAGUCCAAGCCAAGAUUUUUAUUCAGAGCCUUUGGAAACUGAACUGUGGAUGGGAUGAGCAUCUUGGAGAGGAAAUGCAGGAGCAGUGGCAUGAGUAUCGCAGGAAUCUUGGUGGACUAGAAGGUAUAUCAGUGCCUCGUUGGUUGGCUAUCAGCUCAAAUUCUAUUUCCGUACAAAUCCAUGGAUUCUGUGAUGCAUCCGAUAAAGCUUACGGAGCAUGUAUCUACAUUCGCACCGUUGAUGAGGCCGGGAACAUCGAAGUACGUCUACUGACCUCGAAGUCUCGAGUAGCGCCGUUGGAAAAUUUGAAAACCAAGAAGCAAAAGCAAUCCACACCUCGCCUAGAACUUUCUUCAGCUCUGACGUUAGCACAUCUCUACGAGAAGAUCAAGAACGCUCUUGGCAUUCAAGCAAAGGCAUAUUUCUACACCGAUUCAAUGAUCGUAAAAUACUGGUUAUCCUCAACUCCGUCUCGCUGGAAAGAGUUCGUGGCCAACAGAGUUUCAGAAAUCCAGCAUGCCACACGAGGAAGUCUAUGGAGCCACACUCCUGGCAUUGAGAACCCAGCUGAUAUAAUCUCGCGAGGAAUGACACCAGCUCAGCUUCAAUACCAAUCGUUAUGGUUCAACGGGCCACAAUGGUUGAAGCACGAUGAAACCCACUGGCCGAGUGCGCAACCAGUUCAGGAAGGGGAGAUUGAUUCGACGAUAUUGGAAGAAAAAGGUGCCGUUGUAGCUGUAGCGCAGCAGUUAAGUACGAGUGAGCUGUUCAGCAUCUGUUCCGAUAUGUUUGAGUUGAUGAGAUUUGUAGCAUGGUCUCGUCGGUAUGCAUUUAAUGCUCGAAAGGUGAAUCGGGAUUGUAGGAAGUUCGGUGCCCUGGCAGUUCAAGAAUUAGAAGAAGCUAUGCGUGUCAUAGUCCGUUUGGCACAAGCAGAAUCUUUCCCGAAGAGUUACACGAUUUGCAGAAGAAAGGUAGUGUUCGUCAGUCGUCUCCACUAG
Uranotaenia lowii is the source of this 4098-nucleotide messenger RNA. RefSeq lists its product as uncharacterized. The transcript has a single exon. The coding region runs from base 1 to 4098 and encodes 1365 amino acids. Lineage: Eukaryota; Metazoa; Arthropoda; Insecta; Diptera; Culicidae. The record is from RefSeq and is a predicted model, not a curated record.